UAGGCGGCAGGAAGGGACCGCCAUUUUGCAGCGGUCGUCUUUCUUGUCGGCACCGUAUUAUUUGUUUAAACCAAAAGAACAUAAGAUGCCUCAGCACUGCGCAGCUAACUUCUGUUCUAAUCGACGGACUGUUGACGUCAGGGCUCGGGGGAUAACUUUUCACAAGUUUCCCAAAGGAAAAGAAUUGAGGAAGAGGUGGGAAGUAUCUUUGAGGAGGGAGGAAUUCACUGCAAGUGAUUCAACUGUGCUGUGCAGUGAGCAUUUCAAACAGGAGGACUUCGAUAAAACUGGUCAGAUUGUCCGACUGAGAGAGGGUGUGGUACCAUCAAUUUUCAGCUUCCCGGCUCACCUUCAAAGUCUUGAAAACUGCAGGACAACAGAAACCUCAAUAAAAACUGAAGCUGGUCUGUCUGUGGCCUCUCGGGAUGCCCCAGAAACGUGCAGGUCACACCCACAACCUCAGCCCAUUGAUGAUCAUGACUAUGCCUUGCCAGCCUCUCUUACGGGUCUCACGGCUAAACUUAAGGAAGCCUUGGCAAGAGUGGAACAUCUGGAGCGGGAGAAGACAAACACCAUGGCCAGAGAAGAGAGGGCAAAGACCACAGUUAAGUCUCUUUUGGGGGAUUUGAGUGAAAAACAACUCAUUACUGAGGAGCUCAAAGAAAAGCUAAGAUUAUACUCUGAUGUCCAGCUCAUAGAGUUCAUGGAGAAGCAGGGCCAUGGGUACACAAAGGAGCACAGAGAGUUUGCCUUCACACUCCAUCUGCACGGUCCAAAGGCGUACAAAUACCUCAGGGAGACUCGAAAAUUUCCCCUCCCACAUCCACAUACAUUACAAAAGUAG
This is a messenger RNA of Nematolebias whitei (Rio pearlfish), 844 nucleotides long. Its product is annotated as THAP domain-containing protein 6-like. The record is from RefSeq and is a predicted model, not a curated record. The transcript is spliced from 5 exons. Bases 86 to 844 code for a protein of 252 amino acids. NCBI's taxonomy places the organism in Eukaryota, Metazoa, Chordata, Actinopteri, Cyprinodontiformes, Rivulidae.